This is a messenger RNA of Lactuca saligna, 603 nucleotides long. The record is from the annotation of a GenBank genome assembly. NCBI's taxonomy places the organism in Eukaryota, Viridiplantae, Streptophyta, Magnoliopsida, Asterales, Asteraceae.
AUGUUACUUUUCAAGCUUCAAACAAACUUCAAUAUUACAGAGCACAAUUCUGAUCAGGCAGAGUUUUUGAAGCUUUGCAAGAGCGUUGAGUACACCAUUCGAGCAUGGUAUCUUCUUCAACUUGAAGAUCUCAUGGUGAUGGUGAAGAGUAAUUUUAAGAUCUGCACUAAUGAGGAGAUUGAUGUUGCACAAUCUGGGCAGUAUCUUUUAAACCUUCCUAUGACAGUUGAUGAAUCAAAGUAUGUGAUAUUCCGGAGAGGCAUUGGACUUGAUAAGACUACUGACUACUUCAUCAUGGAGAAAGUGGACAUCAUUAUCAACCGUUUAUGGGGAUGGAUUAUGAGAAUAACAAGGAUAGAAAAACUUUUUUCUAAAAAACCCAGUGCACGAGUUGAAAGGUUCCAGAUUGAGAACUUAAAUAUCAGUUUACGGAGUUUGAUGAGUAAGAUCACAAUACAAGAACCUACAUUUGAUAGAAUAACUGUCGUUUACAGACGAGCAAGCACCAAGGGACAAAAGGAAAAGGGAAUCUAUGUGAAGCAUUUCAAAAACAUCCCAAAUGGCAUAUAUGGAAUUAGUCCUAGUGGGUUUUUUUUUUUUUAA